AUGACAGACCUCAUGGAAGAGUAUCCCUCUUCUGGCAUCCCGUCCUCGGGGGAGGAGGAGGAAGAGCUACAAGUGGAGUCUCUGAUCCAAGGGCGCGCGAAACGAAGCACAGCAGGAUUACACAUGUCUGCACUCAUUGAUGCUGCCGCUGACGAUGAUUUGACGCUACUUUUUGAGGAAGUGGAAGACGAUAAUGAGUUUGCAAUGGAUGCAGAGGCCGCGGAGGAAGACGAUAUGGGGCUCGACUCGUCCUCGGACGACGACGAUGACCAGGGACCGAACGCGCAGAAUGACUACGAAGGGGAGAUGGAGCUACAAAAGGAAGAACGCAAGAAACGCCGAGCACAGAACGAUCUCCGAUUUCAAACACUGCGUAAACGAGUCAAAAUCGACCCAACCGCUGUGUCCUCGAUACCCGUUCCACCCCGCCCGAAGAAGAAAUCGGAGCGCAUCUCGUGGCUCCCGACGGUGGAGGAUGGACCGACACGAUCGUCCUCUCGCCGACAAACGAUGGUCAACAAGGAGCUGACCCACGCGCGUCUCAAGGAUAGCCAGGAAAAGCGCAUCCGGAUUAUCGCUACGAUGAAGGAGGCCGAGAAGCGGAAAGCCCAUCUGAAGCCCAAGGAGAUGACCCAAGAGGACCAUCUUGCCGAAGCUGCAAGGAUCGAACGAACAAACAGCAAGAGCUUGAAUCGAUGGGAGCAGACCGAGAAGCGGAAAGCCGAAGAACGACGGGCCAAGAUCGAGGCGCUGCAGAAUCGUCGUCUCGAAGGGCCUGUUAUCUCUUACUGGAGCGGGUUGGCUACCUUUGUGAACGGCCGCUUGACCCGAGUCGGCAAAGUGGAUGUCAAAAUGAAACCGGAAAAGGAGGAGGUCCGUAAGAAAAAGAAAGAGAAGGAUGAGAAGCCUGCAUCGGAGGUGCAGGCUGCGCAGAGCACUACUCCUGCCCCAUCACAACCACCGACCGCAUCAGUACCAUCGGGAGGAGAUUCUGCUCCGGCACCUAGCCAGCCUAGCCAGCCCAGCACUAAUCUUCCAUCUGAUCCGCAGCCAUUGCAAGAGACAUCCAAUUCUGAGCCCCCUGCCAGUCUUCCCACACCUGAUAUCACAGAGUCCAACAAAGCAGACGCCAGCUCGGAUGACAAGCCAAUCGAUGAAUCUAUGGAGCAGCAGUCUGCAACAGAGCCAGCGGUCACGAAAGAGGGCAUUCAAGUCCCAUCUGAACAGCAACCCGUGCGUGAGACCGCUGUCGAUAGUGAGGUGGCCAAGCCUAUCGAGCCAGAGGGUUCGAAUUUGUCCACCGAUUCCACUGAAAAACAAUCCGAGCCUGUAGUAGAGGCGGUAAUUCCCCGGCGUCCCUCUGCCCCUACACCAGGUGAUGCAACAGAAUCAGCGUCGGCAGAGCAAACAGCAAUUGAGAUGCCAGAUACCGAACCGGAUUUGAUGGACAUAGAUCCUAAGCCAGAAAUCACUGUCGGCACCCCCAAGGCGGAAGAGUCACAGCUAUCUCCAACAGAUGAUCGAUCAAACAAAGCAGCUCUGAACGGUACAGACGUACAUACAGGUCCCGGAGAGGCCCCUCAGACCACCUUGGCACCAAGCAUCACUGAAAUGCCGUCCAAACAAGUUUCUUCCGAAUCUGCACCUGCAGCUGCAACUGCAACCACCACGCCACCGGACGCUCAGAACCCUCAGACCCCUCAAGCCCCCUCCACCAAUGCGGCACUGCUGCAAGCCACGCCGCCCAAUCUAUCUGGAGUGCCAACUCAUGGCCAACAAAUAGACAAUAAUGUUCCUCAACCACUGAUCGAAACACCUGGCGCGGCUGCCGCGGCGGCCGAGCCCGCUGCGUCCGAGAUCCCACCACUGCCACUAGUGACCGAGCAUAUGGGCCGCAACCUGACGAUUCUCGAGAACUUUGAUGAUCGGACCGCGCACAGCAAGAAGUUUAGCAUGUACUUCAAUGCGAAAAAGCCGCCGCGCCUGACCAAAAUCUCGUCAUCUCUAUGUGUCAUCACCUCGCUCCCAUCUCGCUAUCGCGACCCCGAGACCUCCCUCCCUUACGCCAACUCUUAUGCAUACGGUCAAAUCCGGCGCAUGUUAUCGGAGGGUUACGUCUGGAGCUCGAUGCUGGGAUGCUUCGUGGGACCUGCAGGGUCUGCAGCCCGGGGUGUACCCGACCGAUUCCUCGGCAACAAGACUGGCUCUGCCGGCGAGGGCGAGCAAAAUGAGACGUCUGGCACGGUCAGCGCGAAUGCCAAUCCGACCAGUACUGAAGUUAAAGGCGAGGCCAAGACUACAGCUGAGCCGAUGGAAGUUGACAAGUGA
Penicillium macrosclerotiorum is the source of this 2328-nucleotide messenger RNA. RefSeq names its product putative signal transducer. Gene Ontology annotation, molecular function: ATP-dependent H2AZ histone chaperone activity. Gene Ontology annotation, biological process: regulation of DNA-templated transcription; chromatin remodeling. Gene Ontology annotation, cellular component: nucleus. The coding region runs from base 1 to 2328 and encodes 775 amino acids. The transcript has 2 exons. The record is from RefSeq and is a predicted model, not a curated record. NCBI's taxonomy places the organism in Eukaryota, Fungi, Ascomycota, Eurotiomycetes, Eurotiales, Aspergillaceae.